Messenger RNA from Lolium rigidum, 2301 nucleotides. Its product is annotated as ubiquitin carboxyl-terminal hydrolase 24-like. Gene Ontology annotation, biological process: protein deubiquitination. The transcript has 7 exons. Gene Ontology annotation, molecular function: cysteine-type deubiquitinase activity; cysteine-type endopeptidase activity. The record is from RefSeq and is a predicted model, not a curated record. Gene Ontology annotation, cellular component: nucleus; cytosol. Lineage: Eukaryota; Viridiplantae; Streptophyta; Magnoliopsida; Poales; Poaceae. The coding region runs from base 110 to 2038 and encodes 642 amino acids.
CCCACGGCCCGCCGCCGCCUUUGAUGUCUCCCGCCUGCCGCCCCGGCUCCCUUUGCUCCCAGGAGGAGGCUUCCCGCCACCAGUCCCAGGCUUCCUCGUCGCAGCGGAGAUGAGCGGCGCCGACCAGGUCGUGUUGUUUGGGUCCUUCACGGAGGACGAGGCCAAGUUGUUCCAGGGGAAGCAUGUAACCGAACCGAAAAGCGAGGAGAAGGCAUGGGAACUAGCUGAGAUCCAGUUUGGGUCACUGAAUUUUUCCACGGCAAGUUUGGAGAAGGCCUCAAAUCAUACUACUAAAGGCGCUGUUCAUCCUCCUCCGAAAUCAACAUCUGGCCAUGUGAAGGAUCACACGUGCAGUACUAAAAAGGAAACCGUGGCAUCUAGCUUACCAAAUGGCGGGGCAGUGCAGUUCAAUGGAUGUCCUGCCGUAGGUUCUCCUAACAAUGGUGCUCUCAUCAAGAAUGUAAAGUCUGAAGCUACGGUUCCUUCGGCUGGGCCUGUUAGCAAUGCGAAAGAGACUGAAGCGGUGGUUCCUUCAGCUGGCCACCCUGCCAGCAAUGUAAAGAAGGCUGAAGCUUCAGCUCCUUCAGCUGGUCCUGUCAAGAAUGUAAAGAAGGCUGAAGCCCCAGCCCCUCCAGCUGCUCCUGUCAAGAAUGUGAAGAAGACCGAGGCCACGGUUCUUUCGCCUGGGCAUAUCAACAAUGUGAAGAAGGUUCCUUUAGCUGGGCAUGCCAACAAUGUAAAGAAGGCUGAAGCUAAGGUUUCUUCACCUGGGCCUGUCAACAGUGUAAAGAAGACCGAAUCUGUGGUUCCUUCAGGUGCACCUGUCAAGAAUAUCAGCAGUUCAACGCCCACACAAGGCAGCACUUCAGCUAUGCAAGUAACUGAGAAUGGGAGCACAGGUGUUGAUGCACCUAUUGUUGCAGCUCCAGUAGAUGAGUCUACCCCAAGCUUAAAUAAGGAAGCCUAUCAGAACAAGCCAGUGCUUCCUCACGGUUUGAAGAAUACAGGAAAUAUAUGCUUCCUGAAUGCAACUUUGCAGGCUUUCCUUUCAUGCUCACCUUUUGUUCAGCUUCUGCAAGACCUGAGGAAUCGGAGUAUACCCAAGGUUGGCUACCCUACAUUGAGUGCAUUCAUUGAGCUCAUCUCUCAGUUUGAUGUGCUUGACGAGUCCAGUAUGAAGAAAGAAGAGAAUGUUGCUAUUAUCUCCGCAAAAGUAAUCAAUCCUGCCAUGUUCGAUCAAGUUCUGAGAAACUUUACUCCAGAUGUACCGGCUGGAACAUCUGCUCGGCCAAGACAAGAAGAUGCCCAAGAGUUUCUAAGUUUUGCCAUGGAUAGAAUGCAUGAUGAACUGUUGAAGCUUAAUGGUUCAAAUUCAAAGGAAGGUAUGGUUGUUUCUGCUUCUGAUGAUGAUGCCUGGGAGACCGUUGGAAGGAAGAACAAAUCUGCAAUCAUGAGAACACAGAGUUUAGUUCCCUCCGAGCUAAGUGCUAUUUUUGGAGGAGAGCUACAAAGCAUGGUGAAAGCUGCAGGUAACAAACCGUCAGCCACCAUUCAACCUUUCCUGCUGCUCCAUCUAGAUAUAUUCCCAGAUGCUGUUCAUACGGUUGAGGAUGCACUUCAUCUGUUUUCCACCCCCGAAUCUUUGGAAGGAUACAGAACAGCUGCUGGAAAGGCUGGAGUGGUGACAGCUAGAAAAAGUUUCCAGAUUCACACACUUUCAAAGAUUAUGAUACUACAUUUGAAGAGGUUCAGUUAUGGAAAUCAUGGUUGUACUAAACUCUACAAGCCGCUGUACUUCCCUCUUGAACUGGUUCUUAAUCGGGAUCUGCUGAGCUCACCAUCAUCAGAGGGUAGAAAAUAUGAGCUCGUUGCAACCAUCACUCAUCAUGGGAGUGGCCCUUCCAGGGGGCAUUACACUGCUGAUGCGAAGCAUGCUGGUGGGCAGUGGCUUCGGUUCGAUGACAACAUGGUCAUGCCCAUCAAUGUGAACAAGGUCUUGCAUGACCAAGCAUAUGUCCUGUUCUACAAGCAAGUAUAAGUCUGGCAUUGCCCACUCGGUUGAUUAGCCCUUCCUCUUAUUGCCGGAACAGUGAGUCACACUGUCUAACUAUCGUCCUAUUAAUGUAGCUUCCGUGAGACCGCAGAAUCGUGUGUUAAGUACCCUGGUUGCCUGACUCUAUUUAUAUAUAUGCCUGAUAACAUAGUGAAGGGGGGCUUUCCCGUUCAGCCCAUUUUUGAGGUCCUGUAAAAUGCAACUGCUCAUCUUGUAUGACCAGCAAAGUAACCAUGAGUUGCUAUUCA